AUCCCCUAGGGUUGAUUUAACUGGAUCAUGCUUCAAUUCUUUUACUAGUUUGUCAGUGGAGAACAUCGAGGGGACUCCAGUGUACAGCUUGCUGUCUCAGAAUCCCAAUGGUGGUUUUUAUAUGGCAGGAUUCAGAAUAAAAUGUACUGAUACUGUCCUUAGAUCCAACGGCUACUCGAGUUAUACCCUAAACGUGAGUGUAGAAGAUGUCGUAGACGAUGACGUACUAACAACACUUUAUGACACCUUUACCGUGACCAUUUCUGGUUUACCAACUACAACAUCUACUACACCGACUACAACGGCGACCUCGACUACAACGGCUGCAAUCGACGUGCCAAUAGAAUUCACAUCGCCGAAUUACACGACAUAUUAUGUUUGCGAAUCGGAUCAAGCCGACGAGGAGGUCGUUGCCUUGGCAGCGAAGCGGGGAGAUACUUUCGAUGGGUUUUCAUUUAGUAUCGUAUCACCGCAAACCAAGUUUAAAAUAAAUAACGAUACGAAACUGGUAGUGGCGGGGAAUAAUUCUUUUGACGCAGAAUCUGGAGAAACGUCAUACAAUCUCACUCUGAAAGUUGUUCUUGCCUCAGAUUCAACAAAAUCAGCUACCGUGAAUAUUACAAUAAUAGUCGACGAUGUCAACGACAAUUAUCCAGUAUUUUCGAAUCUUUCCUACAGUUUUGCCAUAUUAGAAGGGUCGCCAGCUGGAAACACCAUUGGUUUAGUGUCAGCCACAGACGCAGAUGCCACGGCCCCUAAUAACGUGACUUUCUUUCAAAUAAACGGAACAGCGGAAUUUAAAAUCUCCAACAAAGGUGCGAUAACAAUAGCUAGCAACGUCUCGCUAGACUAUGCAAAACAAUCGAGUUAUUCAUUUACGGUAACGGCAACAGAUGGCGGGACAGACGGUUCGGAAUUGAACAGCUCGGUCAACGUACAAGUAACAAUAGAAACUCGUCCGAAGUUUGCUUAUGAAGGUGUUAUAAACGCAUCCAUCAGCGAGGACAUCGGUCAGCAAGCAUUCGUGUUGUCUAUCUCUGCCUCCGACAGUGAUCGAUCUCCUAAUCCCAAUUUAAUGUUUGACUUAUCGGCGGCACCUACAGUUGCAUCUAUGUUCAAACUGAAUGGCAGUAAUCUGACAACAGCUGACAGCACGUUUGAUUUCGAAAACCAGACAUUUUAUCCUUUUAUUGUUGGAGCAUCAGAUGGCAAAUACUUCAAGUAUCAUAUCCUGCAAAUAUUUGUAUUGGACGUGAACGAACCUCCACGAUUUAACUCUUCGGUAUUCACAGCAAUGGUUCCUGACAAUUUACUCGGUGGUGCAAUCGUUACUACAGUCGUAGCAACGGAUCCUGAUUCCACGGCACCGAAUAACACUAUCUUGUCGUACAACAUAAACGGUUCAUCGGAAUUACGAAUCUCUAACGAGGGAGUAAUUACUUUGCAGAACGGCUUUUCGCUAGAUUAUCGAAACACACCGUAUAAUUUGAUUGUAACGGCAACAGAUGGCGGGACCAACGGUUCGGCUUUGACUGGCACAGCUUCCGUGAUAGUACAUAUUGAAUCUGUUCCCAAGUUCUCCGCGUCGCAUGUAAGAACCGCUUUAAUUCGCGAGGACAUUAGCAAGCAGUCGUCUGUGAUGUCUCUCACGGCCAGCGACAGUGAUGCAGCUCCUAACACCACAUUGAUGUUUGACAUUGUGUCACAAACACCCACAUCUCCUGUUAUGUUCAAAGUGAUUGGCACUACUCUCACGACGUCUAACGAAACGUUUGAUUACGAAAAUCAGACAUUAUAUUCUGUUGUCGUUAGAGCAUACGGCGGCAAGUAUGACAGCACACUUUCUCUGAAUAUCUCUGUGGAUGAUGUAAACGACAAUCCUCCGCGCUUUAACUCUUCUGUAUUUACUAAAUCGAUAGUUGAAAACUUCACGAUCGAUGGUGUUGUGGUCAGAGUCGCAGCAAGUGAUAAUGACGCCACGCCAGAAUUCGCUAACACGUCGUAUUCGAUCAGUGCCGGCAAUGAAAACAAUACAUUUUUAAUUGACAAAGACACAGGGGACAUUAAAUUACAAUCCGUUCCCUUGCAACAGAGAUAUAAUUUAACGGUGAAGGCACAAGACAAAAACAAAAAUUCAUUGUCGUCUGAAACCAAUUUAACAAUAAUUGUGGAUGGAGGUGUUGUCAAUGAGUGUGUAUCGAAUCCCUGCCAAAAUAAUGGUACAUGCACUUCUUUUGUGAACAACUACCUGUGUACAUGCCAGCAAGGAUGGACAGGGAUACGAUGUGAAACAAACGUGCCAAUAGAAUUCACAUCGCCGAAUUACACGACAUAUUAUGUUUGCGAAUCGGAUCAAGCCGACGAGGAAGUCGUUGCCUUGGCAGCGAAGCGGGGAGAUACUUUCGAUGGGUUUUCAUUUAGUAUCGUAUCACCGCAAACCAAGUUUAAAAUAAAUAACGAUAAGAAACUUGUAGUGGCGGGGAAUAAUUCUUUUGACGCAGAAUCUGGAGAAACGUCAUACAAUCUCACUCUGAAAGUUGUUCAUGCCUCAGAUUCAACAAAAUCAGCUACCGUGAAUAUUACAAUAAUAGUCGACGAUGUCAACGACAAGUAUCCAGUAUUUUCGAAUCUUUCCUACAGUUUUGCCAUAUUAGAAGGGUCGCCAGCUGGAAACAUCAUUGGUUUAGUGUCAGCCACAGACGCAGAUGCCACGGCUCCUAAUAACGUGACUUCCUUUCAAAUAAACGGAACAGCGGAAUUUAUAAUCUCCAACAGAGGUGCGAUAACAAUAGCUAACAAUGUCUCGCUAGAAUAUGCAAAACAAUCGAGGUAUUCAUUUACGGUAACGGCAACAGAUGGCGGGACAGACGGUUCGGAAUUGAACAGCUCGGUCAACGUACAAGUAACUAUAGAAACUCUUCCGAAGUUUGCUAAUGGAGAUGUUACACAUGCAUCCAUCCGCGAGGACAUCGGUCAGCAAGCAUUCGUGUUGUCUUUCUCUGCCUCCGACAGCGAUCGAUCUCCUAAUCCCAAUUUAAUUUUUGACUUAUCGGCGGCACCUACAGUUGCAUCUAUAUUCAAACUGAAUGGCAGUAAUCUGACAACAGCUGACAGCACGUUUGAUUUCGAAAACAAGACAGCUUAUACUUUUGCUGUUCGAGCAUCAGAUGGCAAAUACGAAGAAAGUCAUGUUCUGCAAAUAUUUGUAUUGGACGUGAACGAACCUCCACAAUUUAACUCUUCGUUAUUCAUAGCAAAGGUUCCUGACAAUUUACUCGGUGGGGCAAUCGUUACUACAGUGGUAGCAACGGAUCCUGAUUCCACGGCACCGAAUAACACUAUCUUGUCGUACAACAUAAGCGGUUCAUCGGAAUUACGAAUCUCUAACAAGGGAGAAAUUACUUUGCAGAACGGCUUUUCGCUAGAUUAUCGAAACACACCGUAUAAUUUGAUUGUAGCGGCAACAGAUGGCGGGACCAACGGUUCGGCAUUGACUGGCACAGUUUCCGUGAUAGUAAAUAUUGAAUCUGUUCCCAAGUUCUCCGCGUCGCAUGUAAGAACCGCUUUAAUUCGCGAGGACAUUAGUAAGCAGUCGUCUGUGAUGUCUCUAACGGCCAGCGACAGAGAUGCAGCUCCUAACCCCACAUUGAUGUUUGACAUUGUGUCACAAACACCCACAUCUCCUGUUAUGUUCAAAGUGAUUGGCACUACUCUCACGACGUCUAACAAAACUUUUGAUUUCGAAAAUCAGACAUUAUAUUCUGUUGUCGUUAGAGCAUACGACGGCAAGUAUGACAGCACACUUUCUCUGAAUAUCUCUGUGGAUGAUGUAAACGACAAUCCUCCGCGCUUUAACCCUUCUGUUUUUACUAAAUCGAUAGUUGAAAACUUCACGAUCGAUGGUGUUGUGGUCAGAGUCGCAGCAAGAGAUGAUGACGCCACGCCAGAAUUUGCUAAAACGUCGUAUUCGAUUAGUGCCGGCAAUGAAAACAAUACAUUUUUAAUUGACAAAGACACAGGCGACAUCAAAUUACAAUCCGUUCCCUUGCAACAGAGAUAUAAUUUAAUGGUGAAGGCACAAGACAAACACAAAAACUCAUUGUCGUCUGAAACCAAUUUAACAAUAAUUGUGGAUGGAGGUGUUGUCAAUGAGUGUGUAUCGAAUCCCUGCCAAAAUAAUGGUACAUGCACUUCUUAUGUGAACAACUACCUGUGUACAUGCCAGCAAGGAUGGACAGGGAUACGAUGUGAAACAAAUAUCAACGAAUGCGAAGGUGUUGUCUGUGACAACAACGGAACGUGUGUUGAUCACAUAAACAGUUUCAAGUGUAACUGUUCUGCCGGAUGGAAGGGUACACUUUGCAAGGAAGCUUGUACUAAUAAUACAUAUGGUCGAAACUGUGCACAAGAAUGUCAAUGCGAACCAGCAAAGCUCCCGGCCGAUGUUGGGUUUCCGACGUGCGACAUUGUCACGGGUCAUUGUAAGUGCUCAAAGUUCUGGACUGGAGCAGCUUGCGAAACGGACGUCAACGAAUGUUACAUGGUCCCUGAUCCGUGCAAUAUAAAAGAAAAAAACAGAGUGUGUAAAAACACAAUACCGAAAUUCGAUUGUGUCUGCAAAUAUGGUUUUAUAGAAACGAAUUCUACUUGCAUUGAAGCACCUAAGAAUUGUGGAACAGUGAAUGAGAACAGUAAAAACGUAACAUUUAACUUAGACCUGACUCCCAAUUGCAACUUCUCAUACCUGAGUUGUAAGGAGGAACACCUUAACAAUGCAAAUAAAACCUGUUUGCAAUUGCGGUAUGCUGAUAGUUGUGAAGUGUGUGAUGUGAGGGAGGGUUCACUAGUGGUGGAGUUGAACGUGGUAGUGGACAAAAAUCCUACGAAAAUGGCUCAAUUUGCACAAGAACUCCAAAGUAUACGUGACGGCAAGGAGGAGAUAGUAUACGGAGACAAAACAUACACCAUCCAAUCUAUAUAUGUUUCGACUAUUCCUCUGAACCGAACUAAAGCUGGUAACGACACAAAUAAACAUCUCUGUGAAGUAUACGCCAUUAUUGCGCAGUGUAACUCGUGUGAAGUGGACAAAGACACAAACCUUACGUACUGCAAGGAAAAAAAGCAAGGUACGUGUAAUUUGUGCGAUUGUUUAGUUUAGAAUCUAUAAUCAAGUUGACUCUUCG
This is a messenger RNA of Dreissena polymorpha, 5183 nucleotides long. Its product is annotated as protocadherin Fat 4-like. Gene Ontology annotation, biological process: homophilic cell-cell adhesion. The transcript is spliced from 41 exons. Gene Ontology annotation, cellular component: plasma membrane; catenin complex. The record is from RefSeq and is a predicted model, not a curated record. Bases 122 to 5158 code for a protein of 1678 amino acids. Gene Ontology annotation, molecular function: cadherin binding; calcium ion binding. Lineage: Eukaryota; Metazoa; Mollusca; Bivalvia; Myida; Dreissenidae.